This is a messenger RNA of Adineta ricciae, 255 nucleotides long. NCBI's taxonomy places the organism in Eukaryota, Metazoa, Rotifera, Eurotatoria, Adinetida, Adinetidae. The record is from the annotation of a GenBank genome assembly.
AUGUAUGUUUCCUUCGUUACACGCGAACGUCCGUCUUCAAAUCUUCGGCCUAUUGUUCACUAUUGUGAAAAGAACUGUCUCGCUAUUGGUGAAACAACCACAUAUAAUGUCGGCAAUUGGCAUUGUUGGAUUCAUCAUAUUUACAUCAGAGGUCUCGAGCCCGGUAUGAAAUAUAAUUAUAAACUCGGCUUUAUCGAACCGGAUAAUGUCACUAUUCGUCAUCUGUACUCCAAUGAACAUUGGACAUUUCAAUAA